Molecule: messenger RNA, 457 nt
Organism: Lutzomyia longipalpis
Lineage: Eukaryota; Metazoa; Arthropoda; Insecta; Diptera; Psychodidae
Product: chymotrypsin inhibitor-like
Exons: 2
Coding region: 75-314 (79 amino acids)
Source: RefSeq, a predicted model, not a curated record
GAUGGCAUUAGUCACGAGCUUUAAUUCCACACGGAAAGUUAAUUCGCUGUGAAAAUAAGACUUUAUACGCUAAGAUGAAGACUCUUGCUAUUGUUCUGCUUGCACUUGUUGUUUGCGCUGUUUACGUUAGUGCGGAGGAACAGCAAUGUGGUCCAAAUCAAGUAUUUAAAUAUUGUGGAAAUGCCUGCGAUAAUUAUUGCGAUGGACAUGAUUGUGGCCUCAGGUAUUUUAAGUGCCCCGAUAAAUGUUACUGCGUCGAUGGAUACCUUCGUAACAACAAUGAGGAAUGCAUUCCAAAGGACCAGUGUCCUUAAAAAAUAUCCAUUUAAUUGAAAAUUGUAAUUUUAAAUUAUUUUUUUCGAUGUUUUUUUUUUAUUAAAAUGAAAAUUAAUUAAUUUCUUUUCAUCCCCCUUGAAUGGAAAAAUCUAAAUUUUAAUAAAUUUUUUUUUGAACCUUA